Messenger RNA from Eurytemora carolleeae, 268 nucleotides. Its product is annotated as deoxynucleoside triphosphate triphosphohydrolase SAMHD1. Lineage: Eukaryota; Metazoa; Arthropoda; Copepoda; Calanoida; Temoridae. The record is from RefSeq and is a predicted model, not a curated record. Gene Ontology annotation, cellular component: nucleus. Gene Ontology annotation, biological process: dGTP catabolic process. Gene Ontology annotation, molecular function: dGTPase activity.
CUAGAGGGUGCAAGUGUGUUGUAUUACUUAUUAGUUGGAUUGAAACCACUUCAGGAUCUAGAUUUUCAAGAUGAUGAACGACUACAGCUUCAGCUCUGACCUCUCCAUGGAUACGUCCUCAUCCUGUCCUAAUACUCCAGAGAAAGACGGUGUCCCUGUGAGCACUGAGAGUCCCAGGGCUAAGGAUUGGCAGAGAUUGCUCCAGAUGUCUGAUGGAUAUGGGGACAAGAAUAUGUUCAUUAACGACGCUAUUCAUGGACAUAUCAAG